Venturia canescens is the source of this 1210-nucleotide messenger RNA. RefSeq lists its product as uncharacterized. The coding region runs from base 87 to 1148 and encodes 353 amino acids. Lineage: Eukaryota; Metazoa; Arthropoda; Insecta; Hymenoptera; Ichneumonidae. The transcript has 2 exons. The record is from RefSeq and is a predicted model, not a curated record.
AGCUAAAAUCGGACCUGACAGCCAACACCUUGCGUUUUUAUAAUUUUCGUGUUCUCUUCGGUCGCAGUGUGAAAAUCAAAACGAAAAUGUUUCAUAAAAUUGUAUUAAUAUAUUUGGUUUUUGUAAUCGUGCAGAAAACAACGAUCGCCGAGUGGGUCGAAGUUCCUCAGUUUUCGGACAACAACAGAGUCUACCGAAUCCCAUUCACCAAGUACGAUCGUGGACACAAACACUCUUUGGACAAUCGCGAUGGACCUAAAAUCAACGGAUAUGGAAACGCGAGCGGUGCGGAUGAGCAUUUUCGAGAAAAGUUCAAACAGCCGCAUGGAGUUUUAGCGACGACUGUGUCCGCUUUGAACGUCAUUGAAACUUCGGAAAUAUUUACGACGCCAAAAAGUCUUUUUGCGGCGGACAGCACUCGGGUUAUAAUAACGAAUGCUCGUGUCAAAGGGGACCAAUCCGGAGGUGUCGAAACUGAAGAGGAACCGAGUGUUACGGUUCCAACGACUUAUUCCAACGACAAAAUCAUCCUCGAAGGUGACCAACCCUUCGAAGCCUCUUUCGACAAAACCGAGGAAAAUAUCUCCGAACCGGAAGUUGACGAUACUGAGAAAAAGCACAGUUUCAUGACCUUCAUACCCAUUGAAUUGUUCCGAAAAGUUCACGCCAUUCUUCAAUCUCAAUCCACUAGCGUCGAGGGGAAAAUUCAUUUUCUACAAAAUUUUGAAAAAACUCUUCUCAGUGAAAUCGAAAACCGACUCGUACCGGUUUUUAAUCCUGUAAGAAAAAAGCGCGAAUCUCGAGGCGAUCACGGAUGGGACGAUCACGAGAAGGGCGUUGCCUUCCCCUCACUCGAGGGUGCCUUAAUGACGAUUGCUUUCUUAACCUUUGCUGUCUAUCUCGUCCAAUUAGUUAUGGUAAUUGGAGAUGUUUUUUUUUUUCACUCAUUUUUCCUAUCAGACGACAACAAUCGGAAUAUUUUUGUUUCAAAGUUGCUGUUCCGUAAUUUGGGCAACAAUGGGACGAAUACGGGAACGGCGACGGUUUUGUUCAACAGAAACAGAAGAUCGACUGACCAAUUGACGGAGGAUACCGCGAGAAUACUCGAAUAUCUUGAGGAAUUUGCUAAAAAAAAAAAUUCACAAUAAUUUAUUCAAUGCUCGCAUUUAAGUAAAAAAAACUGCUCAAUAAAUGAACACGAAAUCAUAAA